GUGUCACAGAGUACAAAGCAAAAUGGCGGAACACACCAAACUGAUACAAAUUUACUGUGCAGUUGUUUUGUUUACAGUUCUCAAGAAAGUUGAAGCUUCCUGCUAUUACUAUUACGAUGGUUAUGAUUACAGCCGAUACUGCUACUACAAUCCAUAUUUGGUAAUAUUUGGUUCUUCCUAUGGAGCUGUGAUCGGACUCGGCAUUCUUGUAAGUCUUGUCGUCUGCUUCUGUUGUAUUCAUAAGAAAAAUAGACAAUGGAUCCAGGGCGGCGUUAUUGUUCCAAGAGUUCAAGGAACAAAUAACCCUCUUAUGUAUCCGCCUGGAAAUCAACAGAUCCCUCAUCCUACAACAGCUGGUGCACAGGGCAUUCAAACCCCUUAUAUUAUGAUGGGACCCAUGCAUUAUGGAGGUUCACAGGGACUGCAUGGUGUCCAACCAACAGUGAAUUUACAAACUAAUUCUAGUACCGGCGAAAAUCCGUCAGCAGACGUCCAGCAAGAUAGCAAAUGACUAGCAAGUGUUCUGUUUAGACUAUAAAAAAUGAUCAAAAUAAUGUUUUUUUUACAAACAUUUUGAUUGGAAAAGUAUACAUUUUUAUGUUGGAA
Saccostrea cuccullata (small rock oyster) is the source of this 606-nucleotide messenger RNA. RefSeq lists its product as uncharacterized. Bases 23 to 511 code for a protein of 162 amino acids. The record is from RefSeq and is a predicted model, not a curated record. The transcript is spliced from 4 exons. Lineage: Eukaryota; Metazoa; Mollusca; Bivalvia; Ostreida; Ostreidae.